AUGGCAAGCAUAGCGCUCGUUCUCACGGUUUGUUUCUUGGGUUUCUUCGUGCCCGCCCCCUCCCUUGCGUCGUCCUCCAAUGACACCGACUUCCUCCGCUGCAUCUCGACGAGCGUCCCCAGCCAGCUCGUGCAGGCGCCGAACUCACCGUCGUUCAAGCAGCUCCUGGUGUCGUCCAUCAGGAACGCCAAGUUCGUGGCGCCGGCCACGGCGAGCCCCCCGCUCUGCAUCGUGACCCCCACCAACGCGUCCCACGUCCAGGCCGCCGUGCGCUGCGGGCGCCGCCACGGCGUGCGCGUCCGCGUCCGCAGCGGCGGGCACGACUACGAGGGCCUCUCGUACCGGUCGGUCUACCCCAACAGCGAGGCGUUCGCGGUGAUCGACCUCGCCAAGCUCCACGCCGUCCGCGUCGACCCACGCAAGGCCACCGCGUGGGUCGACUCCGGGGCGGCGCUCGGGGAGCUCUACUACCACGUCGCCACGGCGGCUCCGGGGCUGGGCUUCCCGGCUGGCGUGUGCUCGACUGUGGGCGUGGGGGGUAUCUUGAGCGGCGGCGGCAUGGGCCUAAUGAUGCGCAACCGUGGCGGCGGCGGCGGCAAUUUCGGCAUCGUGCUGUCGUGGAAGGUGAGGCUCGUGCCAGUCCCACCGACGGUGACCUUCUUCAAACUCGCCAAGACCAUGGACCAGGGCGCCGUUAACGCGGUGACCAAAUGGCAAACGCUCGCGCCCGCGCUCCCGGACGACCUCAGCGUACGUGUUAUCGUAGAAAAUCGUCGGGCCAACUUCGAAGCCCUGUACCUCGGCAGGUGCAACGCGGUGGUGCCGACGAUGCGCAGCCGAUUCCCGGAGCUCGGCGUGACGCACGCCGACUGCAAGGAGAUGAGCUGGCUGCAGUUCACGGCGUACAUAUACUUCGGCGACACCACCAUCAACCGGUCCAUGACGACCCUAGGUCCCUUCAUUAAGAACAAGUCCGACUACGUCCAGAAAGCACUCACCAACGAGACGUGGGAGAAGAUCUUCCUCUGGCCUAACGACGCGGCGUCGGGGCAGCUCGUACUGGAGCCGCACGGUGGAAGAAUGGGCCACAUCGCCGCCAACGACACCCCGUUCCCGCACCGGAGCAGCGUGCUCUACAACAUCCAGUACGUGGAGCACUGGAACGGCAAAGGGCCCGGGGGAGACCCUACGCCUACGCCGAACUGGAUCGGGAGCCUGUACGACUUCAUGGCGCCGUUUGUGAGCAAGAAUCCGAGGGCCGCGUACGUUAACUACCGGGACCUCGACAUUGGCAUGAACACGGUGGUUGGCGGAGUGACGAGCUACGAAAGUGGCAAGGUGUGGGGCGAGAGGUAUUUCGGUCCGGCAAACUUUAGGAGACUCGCAGAGGUCAAGCGCAAGGUGGACGCCGGCGACUACUUCCGGAACGAGCAGAGCGUGCCGCCACUUCCCUCGAACUAG
This is a messenger RNA of Triticum aestivum (bread wheat), 1461 nucleotides long. RefSeq names its product berberine bridge enzyme-like Cyn d 4. Gene Ontology annotation, molecular function: FAD binding; oxidoreductase activity. The record is from RefSeq and is a predicted model, not a curated record. The transcript has 2 exons. NCBI's taxonomy places the organism in Eukaryota, Viridiplantae, Streptophyta, Magnoliopsida, Poales, Poaceae. The coding region runs from base 1 to 1461 and encodes 486 amino acids.